AAAGCGGUUCGACAUUCGCACGUGGGCAUUCGAUCGUGUCGGAUGUUCGCGUUAAGUUCAGAUAUAAGAAAGAACGGCAACGUAUUAGUACAUAUAUACUUAUAAAUACACGACACAGUCACUAACACCGUCACAACUAUUAUUGGCACUCGUGUUGUCGUCGUCGUCUUUAUCAUCAUCAUCAUCAUCAUCAUCAUCAUCAUCAUCAUCAUCGUGAAUUUAGUGAGAAAGAAAACUCAUCCUUAGUUUCUUCCUUAUAGCUCUCAUCGACAAGUGAUCUUUUUAAAUCUCCCGCGUUUUUUUUUUUCUUCGAAAUAAUCGACGUUAUCGUCGCGUUGUUAUCGUCGUCGUCGUCGUCGUCGUCGUCGUCGUCGUCGUCGUCGUCGUCGUCGUCGUCGUAGUUGUCGUCGUCGUCGUCGUCGUCGUCGUCGCCGUCGUCGUCGAAAAAACGCCAACCGAGCGUCGCCUUUCUCCUUCCUUUUUUUUUUUUUUUUUUCACCAAGAUAGUGUGCCAUCGUUCUUCUCUCCCCACUACUACUACACUACUACUACUACCGUCAUAUACCUACCACCCCUUUGUCGAUCACAAGCAAGUUUAACGCGUUAAGAAAUAGUUCGUGUCCGAUCAACGAACGACGCACGUCGCGUCGCACGAGCUUUGGGUGUUUAUACGCGCUCUCGGUGUACAACUUAUUCGUUGGAUUAUUAAUUAACACUGGGAUUAUUUUACGUGUACUCACAAGUGUAGAAGAAACAUCGACGAAGAAAAAAGAGAAAGGGCAACCUUGCGUUAGUUUGACCUAGAUGCUGUUAAACCAACGGCACGCCUGAUUUCUUUUCAUCCCUAAAGUACCAAAUAAAUUGUCAAGAUUGAUCAAGUGGUUUUGUCGUCCGGCGGUGACAUCGCCAAAAUUUGGAGGAUGUUGAUGCCCGGUGCCGCCGGUCUCAGUGCCGUGGGCGCUGUGGGAGCACCAGGCCCGGACGAGCUUGUUUCCGGGCUGGGUGCUCUUGCGGGUGCCACACCUCAGCAAAAAGAUACCACCUGGACUAAGUUAUUCGUUGGCGGUCUACCUUAUCAUACGACCGAUAAAAGUCUCAGGGAACAUUUCAGUGUUUAUGGGGAUAUUGAGGAAGCCGUUGUCAUCACCGACAGACAAACUGGAAAAAGCAGGGGCUACGGUUUCGUUAUCAUGGGAGACAGAGCGGCUGCAGAGAGAGCCUGCAAGGAUCCUAAUCCCAUCAUCGAUGGUCGCAAGGCCAACGUUAACUUGGCAAUACUCGGAGCCAAGCCAAGGGGUAACUUGCAAACGACAUUCCCAUUUGCUGCUGGCAUUCGAGCUGGAUAUCCUGCGGUUCUUCCAGGUCAAUAUGGAGUACCACCGAGCUACGUUUACCAGUCUCCUUAUCUGGCCGCAGCGGCGCCAGGCGGCUUGGUACCACUUCCGGCGACACAGUUGAGCCACGCAGCCGCAGUUGCAGCUACGCAAUUUUACGAUUAUCAGAAUGUAGCGGCAGCGGCUGCCACCUAUCCGGGUACUUCCUACAAUUUUGCAGAGGCCUAUCCAUACACCAGCGCUGCUGCUGCUGGUACGUUGGAAAAUCUUGAGGAGAGGAAAGAUUUCGUCGCAAUCUAUCAUUAUUAUAAUCAGCAAAAUCGGCAAGAUCAGCAAGAUCAGCAAGAUCGACAAGAUCGGCAAGAUCAGCAAGAUCGGCAAGAUCGGCAAGAUCAUCAAGAUCAUCAAGAUCAUUUAUGUCACCAAAAUCACUACGAUUAUGAUAGCUAUGAUUACUGCAAUCACUAUUGUCACCACUGUUAUAAGCAUCAUGAUUUCUAUGAUAAAGUAUUUCAUGAUCAUUAUGAUAAGAAUCAAGAUCAAAAUGAUUACUUCGAUGACAAGGACGAUCUAAAUGACCCAGACUACAUAGCUUACCUAAAAUAUUUAGAUUUUCUAGCACACGUAAAACAUGAAAUUUACCUAAAUCACUUGGAUUAUCUAGCAUGCCAAGAUUAUCAGAAUUACCAACAUUACGUAUCCUAUUUAAAACGCCUAGCUUAUUUAUAUCGACAAAAUUGCAAGUAUUACCAACAUCAUUAUUCACAGAUAAACAUCAAUUUUGACGAUUUUAGUAAUAUUUCUGACAACACUUUUGGCUGCGUUCCUAUCAAUGAUAUGACACUUCAACCAAGGACUGAUCGAUCAUAUAUUUUAUCAAAUUUGCAGUCUUCUCUCCAGAUUAACACCAGUUGCGAAAAAUUAAACGCAGCGGCAGGUUACGUGACGCCAUAUACAUAUGCAACAUUGCCAGGUGCAGCAGGUUUGCCUGCUGCUGCUGCUGCUGCAACGGCGGGUGCCGCUUUCCCAGGAUUACCAUACCAAACAACGCCUCAGGAAGCAAGAUUACAAUAGGAAAGGAACACGAAGUCUUGCCAAAAAUGAGAAUCGUUUUUCUUUUUUUUUUUUUUUUUCUUUUUUUAUCGAGGAUCGUCUCGGCGCGACGAUUUCGACGAUUAACGAUUGUCGUUUGUUUCUUUUUUUUUUUUUUUAGUAUAGAAUUAAUAAGGGAAGGGGGUGGAAAGUGAGAGUUAUCGAAGGAUCAUUUUAUUAUGGAUAUAAAAUAAAUGAGAAAACGAAAGAGAAAAGAAUUCCUUCGAAUGAUUUUUCACUAAAUAUUUUAAACGUUGUUUGUCUUCGAAAUCAUCGAAUGACGAUCUUAUCACUCGUGUUCGCUAUAUAUAUAUAUAUAUAUAUACAUAUAUAUGUAUAUAUAUAUAUAUAUAUGCAUACAUAUACGCAUAUAUAUAUAUAUGUUCACCCUCUUCUAAGUCAAUUUCUUUUCAAUUUUUUUUUUUUUUUAAAGCGAACUUUCGUGUUGAUCGUAAUUGAUAUUGUACCGAAAAACGUACGUGCGUACGUUUGUAUUAGAUUCUUGGAAGGUUCUCGCUUAAUGAGCAGAGAACAAGUACGACGAGCGAUUGUUUAAUCGCAUAGUUUAGACACAUAUUUUUAUUUAUUCGUGCAUGUAAGUAGUGAGAGUGGGAGAGAGCGAGAGCGAGAGAGAGAGAGAGAGAGAGAGAGAGAGCGAGCGAGAGAGAGAAUAGUGUUUUUAAUCAUAAUGUCGACGUCCCUUGAUACUUCGCGAUUUUUUUUGGAUCUAUUAGGAAAUUCAAAAAAAAAAAAAUUAAAUAAAAAGAAAAAAGUAGAGAAAACAACAAUCUUUCAAGGGAUUUUCUACGUCGACACGACAUUUUAUUCAUAAAGUUGUUCUAUCUUUGUUAAAACAAAAAUGGCGAGUCGUCUGUUGUAACUCGAUCGUACGAACGUUCCUGUCACGAAAGUUAUAGAUGAUUUUAGAUAAUAAUAAAAUGAUAUAUGGGGAACGCCCUUCAUAGAAUGUCUUCGUAAAUGACAAAGAAUAAUUAAAGUGUCUUAUUCGUGUGGCCUUAUCUUAGUACAGAAUACGAAAAACAUUUAUUUUCAUUUAAUAAUAGAAGAAAGGAACGACGCUGUUGAAAUCAUCAUAUGCGAUAGAGAAAAAGAUAGAGAGAAGAAACAAAGAGAAAUAAAUCAGACCAAAUUUUCGUCGUAUCUAAAGACAUAAUGAUUGAUUGAAGAAGGAAUAAAAAAAAAAAAUAAAAUAAAAUAAAAUAAAAAAAGAAAAAAAAA
This is a messenger RNA of Vespa mandarinia (Asian giant hornet), 3665 nucleotides long. Its product is annotated as RNA-binding protein 38. Gene Ontology annotation, molecular function: mRNA 3'-UTR binding. Gene Ontology annotation, cellular component: nucleus; cytosol. The record is from RefSeq and is a predicted model, not a curated record. NCBI's taxonomy places the organism in Eukaryota, Metazoa, Arthropoda, Insecta, Hymenoptera, Vespidae.